GGCACAGGGAAAGCAGGAGCAGCCAGAAUCUCUGUGAUAGAAGCAGAAAGAAAGCCACAAAUCCAGUGCUUUUGUGUUCACACGGAACGCUAAAGCAGAAGCAGAAACGGAGGGUAGAAUCAAAGAGAAAAACAGGAGUGAGAUAGCAGAGAGGGUGAGGUGGAGGGGAAGCCGGAACGAGAGGAGAGGAGGAGCGCGUGCACGGCUGUUUGAACACACUGGUUUCCACGGUGACAACAUGGGCGCAGUGGUGGGCACGUUGACCAUGCAAACCAAGCAGAGGAGACCGUCAAGAGAUAAGGUGGAUGAUGAACUGGAGAUGACCAUGGUAUGCCACCGACCUGAGGGGUUGGAGCAGUUGGAGGCCCAGACAAAUUUCACCAAAAGGGAGCUACAAGUGCUGUACCGGGGUUUCAAGAAUGAAUGCCCAAGUGGUGUGGUGAAUGAGGAAACGUUUAAACACAUAUAUGCCCAGUUUUUUCCCCAUGGAGAUGCAAGUAAUUAUGCUCACUAUCUCUUCAAUGCCUUUGACUCUGCACACAACGGUUCUAUCAAGUUUGAGGACUUUGUUAUGGGCCUGUCUAUUUUGCUGCGAGGUUCUGUUAGAGAGAAGCUACAGUGGACUUUCAACCUGUACGACAUCAACAGAGAUGGCUACAUAAACAAAGAGGAAAUGACAGAAAUAGUGAGAGCCAUUUAUGACAUGAUGGGGAAGUACACCUACCCUGCUCUAAAGGGUGAUGUGCCAAAGCAGCACGUGGAUGCUUUCUUCCAGAAAAUGGACAAAAACAAAGACGGAGUCGUUACCUUAGAGGAAUUCAUUCUGGCAUGUCAAGAGGAUGAAAACAUGAUGAGGUCGCUACAGCUGUUUGAGAAUGUUUUAUAGAAAAGAGGACGUGAACACGUGUACAUGAUGAUUUAUGAAUAUGUGAGAAUCGGAAUGUCCAGUGUCUCAUGUGAGUGAAUUUGUUGGAUUCGUUUUUGGUCUGUCUGAAUAACGUGUAUGUGUGUGUGUGAGUGUGGAAUGCGAGACUAUUACGUCUGUCAGUGUGCGCAGUUCCCAGCCACCACAGCCUGGUUAUGUUAUGAGGGACACAAAGGCGUGAUACACGGCAUCUUACGGGCUGCCAGAGGCAUCAUGAACACUCGGCUCCAUCUCGCUUACCGCCUGUAGUUACCAGGACCUGCAACUCUUUGUCUCCCUCUACCUGUGACGAUUGGAAUUGCACCUCUGAGGCUCUCUCUACUUGCCUGUAACCUCAGCUGUUUGGCGCCGCCUACUUGUGAUGAGAAGG
This is a messenger RNA of Scleropages formosus (Asian bonytongue), 1295 nucleotides long. RefSeq names its product Kv channel interacting protein 1 b (gene kcnip1b). Gene Ontology annotation, biological process: regulation of potassium ion transmembrane transport. Gene Ontology annotation, molecular function: potassium channel regulator activity; calcium ion binding; transmembrane transporter binding. The transcript is spliced from 8 exons. Lineage: Eukaryota; Metazoa; Chordata; Actinopteri; Osteoglossiformes; Osteoglossidae. Gene Ontology annotation, cellular component: voltage-gated potassium channel complex. The record is from RefSeq and is a predicted model, not a curated record. The coding region runs from base 239 to 886 and encodes 215 amino acids.